This is a messenger RNA of Paramisgurnus dabryanus, 2264 nucleotides long. NCBI's taxonomy places the organism in Eukaryota, Metazoa, Chordata, Actinopteri, Cypriniformes, Cobitidae. The record is from RefSeq and is a predicted model, not a curated record.
AUUAAAGUACACAACACUAGAGAGGGAUGAACACUGCAAGGAAAUGAAACUUAAGUGAAAAUAAAUAAAGGAAAAAGAGGAGCUACCACACAGCUUGAAGAGAAGAGUUCACAUCUUUGAAAAAGGUUUAACUGCUGACACAAUCACAAUGGCUAAAAAUAUCUCCUGCCAACAUCGGUACUGUAAAAACCUGGCUGAAGAUUCAGUCACCAUGAGCUGUGGACACACCUUUUGCAAGAGCUGUCUGGAUCAUCAGGUAGACACCAGUGAUCCACAGUGUCCUCUGUGCCUCCAGGCUCUUCAGCGGGUGCAGAUGGCCAACCUGAGUCUCUACACUGGUAAAAGGGGUGAGAUCCCUUGCAACAUCUGUGGGGAAAGCCAGACGUUCAUAGCUGUGAAGUCCUGCUUGACCUGUUUACUCUCAUACUGUGAGCAUCAUCUAAAGCCGCAUCAGUCUAUGGAGAGGCUGAAUGGUCAUAAACUGGUAAAACCAGUGGAGAGAUUGGAUGAGAGAGCAUGCAGUGUCCACAGCAGACCUCUGGAUCUCUACUCUACCCGAGACAAACGCUGCAUCUGUGCCUUAUGUGUGAAACCUGGUGUAGAUGUCAUACCUGUGGAGACAGAGAGACAGAGGAGAGAGGUCGACCGGCAAAAUACUAUUAAAAAGUUGGAAAGCAUGAUCAGUCAGAGAGAAAAGAAACUUGAGAAUCUUCAAAACACAGUGUCAAAAGAUCAGGCUGAGAUAAACAGAGAGCAGACAGAGAUAAGGGAGGUGUUUACAGCAGUGAUGGAUGUUUUGAAGAGAGCUGAGGAGGAGCUGCAUGCUCCUCUAGAGGAUGGAAGAAGGAGUCUGGAUGAGGAGAUGAAAGUGAAGGCGCAGCAGGUUCACAAGGACAUUCAAAAGUAUACAGAAAUCAUCGACCGUUUGAAUCAAACUAAGAAUGAAGAAGACGACAUCAUCUUUCUCCAGUCAUAUCCAUCUGUGCCUACUGAAUUCAGAGAUGAUCUGAGAGUUUCUAUUGACACUGAACUAAACUUUGGCUCCAUGAGAAAUAUAACCACAUCUGUUUUGACUUCUAUUAGGACUCAACUGGAGAAUCUUUGCUCUUUUGUGGAUGUGACUCUGGAUGAAAAAAACGCACAUCCAGCUCUGGAAGUGUCUCAAGAUGGCAAAACAGUAAGAGGCAAAGCAAACGCUCAUGACAUUCCGGGCGGCCCAAAGCAAUCCGAUCUGAUGGAUGGAAUCCUGGGAAAUCUUCAGAUCAAGUCUGGAAAAGCAUUUUGGGUAGUGGAGGUGGGACAGAAAACAGGCUGGGAACUGGGUGUAGUGAGAGAACAUGCAAACAGGAAAGGAAAAAUCUUCUACAAACCCAGUGAGGGUUAUUGGGUCAUUGUGUUCUGUGAUCCAAACACGUAUGGAGCUUUUGAAGAAAAACCAAUUCAGCUGCAUCUCUCCACCAAACCUCAGAAAGUGGGAGUGUUUGUCGACUAUGAGAGUGAUCUCAUCUCCUUCUAUAAUAUGGACGAUCUGUCACAUUUGUACACAUUCACUCAGUGUAGAUUCAAUGGAACCAUCCGUCCAUAUUUUAACCCUCAUCCCAACAAAAAUGUCAAAGAUGCAGAUCCAAUGAUCAUUUCUUUUUUUUAAUCCAACUGAUAUGUGAGAGGUUUAACAUAUACAGUAAAUACCUAUAUAUAUACAUGACAAUUAAUAUUAUGAAACAAAGUAUAGUGUAUCAAAGUAUCAUAGUGAUCAGGGUACUGUGUGUAGGGUUAUGGUAAUAAUGAAUAGAGGAUAUAUUUGUAUGUAAUCAUAUAUUUUGAAGUGAUGAGUGACUAUUAGAAUUGUAUUCUAGUCUUCUUUCUUUAUAUCUAAAGCUAUUAAAAUGUUAAGUGACUUUUCUCUAAAUCAGGGUUCUUCAACGUUUUUGUGGGCAGGGACCCCUUAGAUGAGAGAGGCAUGGAGCAGAGAUCCCCUGCACUAAAUGUGUAAAACAGAGAUAUUAAAGUAAGCAGUAAGGUCCAAGAGGCUGCAUUUUUGUAUUGGGCACAAUGCAAAGUGGAGUAAAGUACAACUAUUGACCAAUCAGAAUCAAGGACUGGAACUGUUUUAUAAAUAGAAGCAAACCAUACUGUCAAAGCCAUACUAUAUCAAGACAGUACAUAAGCACUAUUAUUACACCGUUGUUGUACAUGCAUAAUUUUCUGUUUUUUUAAUUAAAGUAUAGUUUCAUUAUUAUUUUAAGGUAUUUGCAGUGUAAUAU